This is a messenger RNA of Gastrolobium bilobum, 3081 nucleotides long. RefSeq lists its product as uncharacterized. The record is from RefSeq and is a predicted model, not a curated record. Bases 1 to 3081 code for a protein of 1026 amino acids. Lineage: Eukaryota; Viridiplantae; Streptophyta; Magnoliopsida; Fabales; Fabaceae. The transcript has a single exon.
AUGGCGGAGGGAACUCGUAACAUGACAAAAUUGGAUGAAUGCAUGACUCGAUUAUCACGACAUGAAGAGCAGUUUAAUUCACUGGGGGACCUGCUUAAGGAAAUGAAUCUGAAAUUAACCGUGAUGGAGGGAAAGCUUGACGCAAAACAGAAGGGGAAAGGAGAAGGAUCUGCACAUCAGGGAACUGAGAAUUUUUUGGGAAUCAACCCAUUUAAAUCAGUAAAACUAACUGUACCUCGAUUUGCAGGAGGGAACCCUGAACCUUGGAUUCACAAGGUGCAGCAAUUCUAUGGGUUUCACCAGCUCAGCGACCCAGACAAAUUCACGUUGACCUCAUUCCACAUGGACAAUGCUGCAGAAGAGUGGUAUCACUGGAUGGACAGAAAUGGGAGGCUACGGACAUGGGAAGGGUUUCUGGUUGCUCUUCGCGCUAGAUUCAGACCUUCAAAGUAUCGAGAUCUGAGGGGAGAGUUGUCUCGAUUGACCCAAACGUCCACGGUGGAUGAAUACCAGACUCAAUUUGAGCACCUAGCCAAUCAGGUUAUUGGCAUUGAAGAUGUUACAUUACAGAGCAAUUUUGAGUCCGGGUUGAAACCUGAGAUCCGGAAGGAAGUGAGGAUGCACCUCCCUGAAACAUUGGAACAAGCAAUAGACCUGGCCAAAUUGGUAGAAGGCAAGGUGAGUGAUAAAUCGUUUACAAAAAAUUAUUAUACAAAAUCCAACACAGUUACUAGCAAUACCAAUUCUACUGGAUUGCUGCCCACACCUGCGAAGGUAUUUGGGGUUAAUUCUGGGGCGGCCAAGACAACUUCAUCAGUUCAAAAAAUUACACCUGCUGAAAUGCUGGCAAGAAGGGAGAAGGGUCUAUGUUAUUAUUGUGAUGAAAAGUUUCAUAGAAAUCAUGUUUGUAAGGGAAAAAUGUUCCUUAUGAUGGUGCAAGAGGAAAAUGAUGAUGAAAUGGCCGAAGAUAUACCCCAAUUGGAACCAGAAAACAGCAGUCAGAAAUUAGAGGACGAGGGGACCUCGGUUCCAGGCAUCAGCUACCAUGCUCUUGCGGGGCAGCCUUCCAAUAACACCCUUCGAUUGAAAGGGAAGAUAAACCAUACUGCAGUCCAAAUAUUAGUAGACGGUGGUUCUACACAUAACUUCAUACAGGAUCGGCUUGUGAAGUUCUUGGGAUUGGCCAUCCAACCUGCACCCAAAUUUCAGGUGUUGGUAGGGAAUGGGGCUACCCUAGAUUGCAUGGGAGUGUGUCAGAAGGUCACCAUCGAAGUGCAAGGAUAUCCGUUCUGCCCUAACCUGUAUGUUUUGCCAAUCCAAGGUGCGGAGGUGGUACUCGAUGUGCAGUGGUUGUCGGAAUGGGGUGAUGUCACCAUUAGUUAUAAGGAGUUGAUUAUGAAGUUCAAAAUGGGGGAACAGUCAGUGGUGCUACAAGGGGAACCCAACAUCACAGUCGAAGCCAUACAGCUGAAUCAACUGAGGAGACUCACUACCUUUGAUUCCAUUGCUUAUUGCUACCAAAUGCAUGCGGUAGAACAGGAAAUUAUAGCUUCUUCAGUCUGGGGUGAUGAUCUGGACCCUCGAGUCCAAGAUCUUUUACAUGAGUUCCAAACAGUGUUUUCCAUUCCCCAGGGGUUACCCCCACCCCGGAAAGAGGACCACCAAAUACACCUGGACUCAGGAAGUAAAGCAGUGAGUGUUAGACCUUAUAGGUAUCCUCAUUUUCAAAAAAAUGAAAUUGAGAAGAUGGUUAAGGAGAUGCUAACCAGUGGCUACAUUCGUCUCAGUCUGAGUCCUUUUUCUUCACCAACUUUACUAGUUAAAAAAAAAGAUGGCACGUGGCGGUUCUGCGUUGACUAUCGAGCCUUGAACCAGGUUACUAUUCCCAAUAGGUUUCCCAUUCCUACGGUGGAUGAAAUGUUGGACGAAUUAUCAGGGGCUGCUGUAUACUCGAAGAUGGAUUUGAGAUCUGGGUAUCAUCAAAUUCGUAUGGCUGCUCAGGACGUCUAUAAGACUGAUUUUCGCACCCACGAGGGUCACUAUGAAUUCGUGGUUAUGCCCUUUGGCCUCACAAACGCCCCUGCCACUUUCCAAGGGAUAAUGAAUUCGGUGCUCAAAGAAUUCCUUAGACGAUUUGUGAUAGUGUUUUUUGACGAUAUAUUGGUUUAUAGUCGAACCAUGGAGGAGCAUUUGGGACAUUUGAGGUUGGUUUUGGUGUGUUUAAGGGAAAAUCAGUUGUAUGCUAAGAUGACCAAAUGUGCCUUUGCUCAAGGGGAGGUAGAAUAUUUGAGUCAUGUGGUGAGUGCAAGUGGGGUACGUCCUGAUGGGGGAAAAAUUCAGGCAAUUCUCGAGUGGAAGACACCUAAAACUAUCAAACAGCUAAGAGGAUUUUUGGGGUUGGCGGGCUACUACCGCAAGUUUGUUAAGGGUUUUUCUCAGAUUGCUUCACCUCUCACCAGUCUACUACAAAAGGAUGCCUUUAUUUGGACUGAAGGGGCUACUCGAGCUAUGGUUCAACUACAGGAAGCCUUGUCACAUGCUCCUGUUUUGGCUCUCCCAAACUUUGCAGAACCCUUUGUUCUGACCACGGACGCUUCAGGUACUGGAGUUGGUGCAGUCCUCAGCCAAAGAGAUCAGCCAAUUGCAUUUUUCAGUCGGAAAAUGUCCCCCAAGAUACAACAGUCCUCCACAUAUGUCCGAGAGCUGUUCGCCAUCACUGAGAGUGUAGCCAAGUUCCGGCAGUAUCUUCUGGGAAACCGCUUCACCAUCAGGACUGAUCAGCGAAGCAUCCGGGAAUUGAUGGCACAAGUAAUUCAGACACCAGAACAGCAGCGCUUCUUGGUAAAACUAUUGGGGUUUGACUACACUAUAGAAUAUUACCCAGGAGCUGUUAACAAAGUGGCUGAUGCUCUUUCCCGCGUUCAUGAAGGUGACAAGGAAGGUCCUCAGGAGGCAGCUACGGUUAUGACCUUGACGAGCCUUGUAAAUCCCUUGCUUGACCGAAUCAGAGAGGAGGUAAAAAGUAAAUCAGAAUUAGUGAAAUUGGCAACACAAAUUCAGGAAAAAAAAAGAAGGAACUGA